UGUAAAUAAAAACAAUGUUACGGUACGACAAUCUGAAGGCUCCUUUUGUUUACUUGGUAAAUUAGUAUAUUGUAAAACUUUUAUUCCGAGAGAUUAUUUUACUUAUCUGUUCAAAGAACUUUGAAGUCUUCAAUAGUUUUGGAAAUCAACAAAGAGUUUUGACUUAGAAAUCAUGAUUUUUGGAGAUUAUAACAGAAAUUAUCCAGAUCCGAAAAAUGUCGUGUAUCCUCAACGUGUUCCGUAUCGAGGACCUAUUCCAGGUGGUCUUUCAGAAGGAAAACUUAUUGAAAUUAGAGGCACUGCUCCAUAUGGAAGUGAUAUAUUUCAGGUAAAUUUGUUGACUGGUCUCGAUGCAUCAUCUGAUCGAGCUCUACACGUCAGUGUACGAUUUCCUCAAAGAAUUGUCGUUAGAAAUUCUAUGGAAAGAGGUGUUUAUGGUUUUGAAGAGAGACAAGGCUUAUUUCCAUUCCAAACGGGCCAAGAAUUUACUAUGAUGAUAUUGGUAGAGCCUACUUCUUACCGUAUUGCUGUUAACGGACAACACUGUUGGGAAUUUGUUCACAGAAUACCAAUCUCGAGAGUGUCUUCUAUUUUCAUAGAUGGUGCAGUUCAUAUUGAAAGAAUUGAAUUUGUCAACAAAAUUAGUCCAUAUCAACCUGGAACAUGCCAACCUCCUGGAUCAAUUUAUCCAUAUGGUGAUCCAACUCGUGGACACCUAAUACCAGGUCUUCCAACAGGAACAUGUGUUCCUCUUCCAGGUCGAGUUCCAGAUCCUUAUAUAUUUCCCAGUCAAACAAUUGGCACAUGUGUCCCACCACCAGAGCGAAACAUUGUAAUAUGUCCCCCAGCACCUGUACAACCCAGCUCAAAUUUGCCACCAGUCUAUAAUCCUAGUAUACCUUAUGCUUACCCUAUUUAUGGUGGCUUGCAGCCUGGAAUGAUGAUUUAUUUAAGUGGAAGACCUUCAGCAAGUGCUAAUAGGUUUACUUUGAACUUCCAAAGUGGAACUUCCCCUUAUCCACCUCCUGACAUAUCUUUUCAUUUUGAUGCAAGGUUUUAUAAUCGCACUGUCGUCAGAAAUUCAAGAACAAAUAAUGUAUAUGCAAAUGAAGAGUUGGCUAUACCUCAUUUCCCAUUUCAACAAGCUGUUAAUUUUGAUAUGAUUAUUCGAGUAGAAAAUGAUAAAUACAUGGUGGCUAUCAAUGGGCAACACUUUGUGGAAUUUCGGCAUCGCUUAUUUCCUUUAUCAAGAUUUGACACGCUGAGUAUAGAAAAUGACGUUAUUAUUUCUUCAAUACGGUUUGGAUAAAUUUUUGAAGAAGAUGGAAAACUGUCCACAAUGCAGAAAGCUUCAGCAUUAGUUGAUGGACUGAAAGUAAUGAAAUCAAAUUGAUGAGCUUACAUAUUCACAAUGAAAACAGUUUCUAAAUGUAUAAAUAAAAUUGUAAUUCAUUUAAAAUAAAUUUUCACAAACAUUUAUAUUUUAACAUGAAAAUUGCUGUCACAUGAAAAAUAUUUAGAAAUUAUUUACUUUUUGCUCUGAUCUUUUUUUUGAUCUGAUUUCAUAUUUAAGUACUUACAGUGCCUUAUAUGUUUUGAUAAGUCUUUGUACUUUUUGUUUCUAAGAACAAUUGCAUUUUUUGAAAUAAAAUAAUUAAAAUUGCCUU
Molecule: messenger RNA, 1667 nt
Organism: Uloborus diversus
Lineage: Eukaryota; Metazoa; Arthropoda; Arachnida; Araneae; Uloboridae
Product: galectin-4-like
Molecular function (GO): carbohydrate binding
Source: RefSeq, a predicted model, not a curated record